Molecule: messenger RNA, 4991 nt
Organism: Malaya genurostris
Lineage: Eukaryota; Metazoa; Arthropoda; Insecta; Diptera; Culicidae
Gene: swm
Product: zinc finger protein swm
Exons: 3
Coding region: 503-3796 (1097 amino acids)
Biological process (GO): mRNA processing
Cellular component (GO): nucleus
Molecular function (GO): metal ion binding; RNA binding
Source: RefSeq, a predicted model, not a curated record
AUAAGACAGUAACGAAAGAGCAAGUGAGUAGACGAGAAGUGUUUUGUAUGCUGCGUAUUCAAAGUGAAAAACGUAGUGGAAGGUUUUUCGAAAGAAAAAGAUUGUUCUUUUUUCUACGCCAUUAUUGAAUUUAGGAAUGUUAAGUGUUACACGCAAAUCAGUGUGAAAAACGGAUGUUAUAGUUGUUGCCACUGGAUUCCAUCUCGCACAGAUUCAGCCAGCAAUCAAGUUGAUUCGCUGCAUUUUCGCAAAGGAUAGUCAAGAGGAAGAAGAAGAAGCAAUCGUAGAGGAGAAAAUUUUUCUGCAGCAGCUGUACGCACACUAGCGGCCCAACGGGCAGCGCCAUUAUUACACAAUACAUCGAAAUAUCUCCGUGUGUGGAUUUUAUUAGGAAUAGUGUCGAACGGCAAACGUGUUUUGUGUUCGGGGCAGGAAAGUAAGAAUAUCUACGUGUUGUCAACGAUUCAUCCGGGAGGUCAAUUCGAACUACUAAAGUACAGCAAUGCACAUCAACAAUCCGGAUGCGUUGAAGGCUUGGUUAACCGAAGUUCUAGAACCGUUGUGUGAUGCAGAUCCGGCGGCCCUAGCUCGGUAUGUGUUGGCUCUACUGAAAAAAGAUAAACCAGAAAAAGAUUUACGAGAUUGUAUGAAAGAGCAACUGGAUGUGUUUCUCGGCCAAGAAACGGAACCAUUUCUAGAGCAGCUUUUUCGAUCAAUCAAAGGUGAAGAAUACAUAAAGAUUGCCCAAGCCAAGGAGGCAGCUUUGGCGGCAGCCAUAGCUCUUCAGCAACCGACGGUCCCUGUCGACACCCAGACCCCAAAUGUGACGGUCACGGAAGAAUCGAAAGUGCGCAUCAAAAGAGAAUUCACGCCUCCCCUGCACGAAAAUCACAUCAGUAGCAGUAGCAGCAACAGUAGCAACAACAACAGUAAUAAGACUUCCAAAGAUCCCCUAGCCGGAAAUGUUCCUGCAGUAGAGAAAACAUCAUCAGUUGGCAGUGCGCUUCAAGAUUCGAACGAACCCUUGAGUAGCGCCAGCAGUGGAGCAUUAUCCGUAUCUGCCACCAAUAGCAUAGUUUCACCUCCAAACACCACUACUAGCAUCGGAAAGGCUCCCAUAAAAAGUUCGAGCAAUAAAGACGACCAUAGCAAGGAAAGUCGCAACAGAGGUCGCCGGAUAUCGAACCGAUCUCGCUCGCGGUCCCGUUCCCGAUCUCGGUCCUUCGAACGAUCGCGUGAGUCGAGGCGCUCGCGUUCUCGAGAUCGAGUUCCGGUACGCGAGUCCAACCGGGAGAAGUUGAAUCGUCAAUAUCGCAACAAAUCACCCGUCGGACGCGCAGACUCUUUUCGGCGCUACGAACGAAAGACCUAUUCGUACGAGAAUCGACGCACCGGUGGUACUGGGAAUGGUAAUGCCAAUAACAGUGGUGGUACGGGCAGUGGCAGCACUGUGCGCACCGUCAAUCGAAGUCAAUCUGGCAGCAGGUCUCCAUCGCCGGUGGUAGAUCGCCGUAAGAUGGCACGUUCGGAAUCGCCGGCUACUGCAACCGCUCCGGCUGUUACUCCUGCCACCACGAUGGAACAUUCUUCUUCUACGGUGGAGUCAACUUUGCUGGCUGCGAAACGUCAGCGUUGUCGGGAUUUCGACGAAAAAGGUUACUGCAUGCGAGGGGAAACCUGUCCCUGGGAUCACGGUGUUGAUCCGGUUGUGCUGGAAGAUAUCAAUAAUUCGGCACUGAUUACGAUUCAGUCAGCUGCUCAGCUGCGAACCGGCCCGAUUCAUCCCGAGUACAGCCCCGAUGCACCGGAAUUGUGGAAUCGACCACCAACUUUUCCACCGGGCAGACCAUCGAUUGCUCAACGGUUGGGAAACAUUGCCGGGGUGGGUGUGAGUGGAUUCGGACCUCGAGCUGCGUUGAGUGGGAACUUCCGAGGCGGCGCACCCGGAUUUCCGGCAGGUUUCCCGGGAAAUCCAAUCGGAACUACCCCGCUUCAGAGGGAACUGAUCUCGGUACCGGUAGUAGAUGCCAAUAAAGGAGGUGAUGUGUCUGCUCAGCAACCCAAACGAAGAUUCGAACCGGAAGAUGCCGUUGCUAUAGCCGAUGGACAUUUGAAGCGCAAACUUCCACUAAAUAAUCGACUGGGUCCGAGGGUGACUGGACACCAACUCACCACCGGAGGAGCUGUUAAUCCUCAGCAAAACUGUUCGCUUGAGUUGCGGAAAAUUCCGAGAGGGUUAAACGCCAUAGCGCAUCUAAACAAUCAUUUUUCGAAAUUCGGUAAAAUCGUCAACAUCCAGAUCAGCUAUGACGGCGAUCCGGAGGCAGCGAUCGUUACGUUUUCGACGCAUGCCGAAGCGAAUGUUGCCUAUCGCAGCACUGAAGCGGUGUUGAACAAUCGUUUCAUCAAAGUAUUUUGGCACAGUCCCGCGGUGGCUGGCGAUCAACCUUCGAUUACUCCGGCAGCCAAGACAGAGCACUCACUGCGUAGAUCUUAUCCCAACCAGUACAGCAUUAACAAUCUGAACAACAAUAAUGUUGUGACAGUAGCAAACACUACGACGAAUGUAACUCCCGUACCGGCGAAGGAAGUAACAACCAGCAGCAGUACUGCUGCUGCUGCUGGUAGUGAAGGAGAAUCGGCGGCUUCUGCUGCUCCGGCGGUUGUAGCAAAUGCCUUCACCAACACUGCUACCAAGUUAGUCAACACGGUUACUACUCCGAUCGUUACCGCCAAUCAGAUUAGGAUGAAAAAUUCAGCAAAAAUCAACCGAGCUACCAAUGAACUGAUGAAGAAAAAACAAGAACUUUCCCAGAGUUUACAGAAGCGAAAGAAUGAUCUUAUGCAAGGUUAUUUGAAAGAAUUACGCACGCUGGUCGUGAUGGUGGAGAAAUUCGAGGCAAACGAUCCGACUCGUAGCAAACUACUGACGUCUAUUAAGGAACUAGAAGCGAAGAUCGAUACGUUGAAGAAGGAAAUCGCUAGCGAACAGAAUCAACUCGUAGCCCAGAUGCUGCCGAAACGAAAAACUAAAGAGCAACAGAAAAAGGACAUGCUCGAUGCAGAGUUGGAUUUGAUUGCCCAGGAGCAGCGCACCAAUCGGGUUCCUGGUUCGGUACCAGUGUCGUCAGUUGGCAAUGUUCCUGUUUCCAACAACAACAACAUCAACAACAAACCACAACUGUAUGGGCCUCAGGGAGUGCGCUCGAUUCGAUCCAACAACCGACUGGCUCCCAUCGGUUCUACCAGCGUUGAUCGGCGUCCAACAACGAUCGCCAUUUCUGGAUUUGCCGAAGAGGAUGCAGACGCUUUGCUAGGGCAUUUCAAACAUUUUGGCGAAAUAACCAAACAUCAACUGGACAGGACGGUGCCGUCACUCCUGAUCAGCUACUCGAUUCGCCAGAAUGCGGAAAAAGCAUUGGUUCGUGGGAAAGUGUUCCGUGACAUAACUCUGCAAAUUGGUUGGGCUGUUAUUAACAACGUUACCUCGACAUCGAAUGCCGUUGUUGGCAACGUCGAGGCUAAGGAAAAGUCAUUAUCUGGAGAUUCUGCUUCCGAGGACAAACUGACGAGCGCAGAUAGUUGCGAAAAAUUAUUGGACAGUGGAGCUGUUGGUAGCAAUACCGGCAGUGACAGUGGUGUGGGGGCUGGUGUUGGAGUGGAUACCAGUUCGGCUGCCUCGAUGGAUACACUGACGGAGACGGGUUCAAUGGAGGAAACGUCCGAAGUACGACUCGUCGAAGAAGAAGAGGAAGAAGAGGAUAUGGAAUCGGAGGAUCGCUCUUGGCGUCGUUGAUAAUUUCCUUCUUUCGCGAAAUGAAAUCGGAAACCUCGACAUGGAGAAAGUUAGAAUAGCAAGAGCCAUCACUCGUCGUCGGGAAGAACAGUUCACUGAAUUGAUUUUUUCAUUGUAAUUGCGUUUUAAGUGGAUUUUUUUUCAAAAUGUAGUUCGUAAGCUUUUUUCCACUCCACUUUGUUUUUUGUUAUCUAACUUUUUAGUCGACAGUUUUGUAAUGUUUGGAUUUGUUGAAGCAGUUGGAAAACGCAUCCGCAAAGUCUACAAAACCGGUUCAGUACCAAUCGGUAGGAGUUUUCAUUAACAAACAAACAAGUUUAGAUUUUACUGUUCAAAAAUACUAUUUUGGAUUGAAAAAAUAGUACAAGUUGAUUGAGGCUGAGUCGUUUGGAAGUCUCUAAUUGGCACUGAUAUUUAAAUUGUUUUUGGUCCGUAUAAAAGUCAUAGGUGGACAACAAGUUUCGUAAGUAAAACAAAGUCUAACUGCUUUUACACAAAAGAAACAAAACGAUGAUAGUUUUAUUGAGUAAAGUCUAGUAAUUAUACUACGAAUAAUUAAUUAUUAUGAGAAAAUUCAAAUCUAUAUACAUAUAGAUGUAAAAGCUAGAGUUUGUGAAAAACAACUAAUAAAUUAUAAGUGUACAUACAGUGAUUUGUAAUCUAAAUCUGCGCGAAAAUGUUAAAGUAACUAUAAUAUAUAUAUUCAAAUCCACCACACAAAUGAGGACUGAAUAUGGAGCAGACGGAUAUCAACGCAUCGAGCAGCCGUUAGACCGGAACUUCAAUGUGCUGCAGAAACUGCCUGGAUGAUUGCGUUUUUUUUUGUCUACUUCUCUUCACAUUUCUUACAGAAAAUAACAGUGCACCACUCCAACAGCGACAACUCUACAUGGCACAAUCCAACCAGACCCGACAAUAAGAGGCAGUCAAAUAAUCUUAUUAAUUAUGGUUGUAUUGUAAAAAAAUCCGACAGAAAUGAAUCCGCAAGUAAAAUUAAAAAAAAAAAUACAAAAAAAAUAUAUUGCCGAAAAAAAUACAAAAGAGAAAAAAUAGACAAAAAAGCAACUAUUCAAAGAUCGGCAUAUUGCAACAAGAAGUUUCGUGAGUGACUAACGGAAAAAAUAAAGCUUGAUUUCAAGAAACAAAAGAUUACAGAAACUCGUAACUAGAGUUCAAGAUAGCUAUAACAUAAAAA